Messenger RNA from Gongylonema pulchrum, 288 nucleotides. The record is from the annotation of a GenBank genome assembly. NCBI's taxonomy places the organism in Eukaryota, Metazoa, Nematoda, Chromadorea, Rhabditida, Gongylonematidae.
GAAUACUACCUCCAACUGGAGGACGAUGUGAUAUCCAAAGCCGGAUUUAUCAAACGUGUCAAAGAGUUUAUCGCAGAGAAUGAGGCAGAAGACUGGUUGAUGCUCGAAUUCUCUUCUCUAGGUUUUAUUGGAAAGCUUUUUCGAUCCUCUGAUUUGACCUUGCUGACGCAGUUUAUAGCCUUGUUUUAUCAAGUGAAACCUGUUGACUGGCUGCUGGACCUGCUCUUCGUCAAUCGCUAUUGUCAUCCAGAAAAGUCAACUAAGCAGUGUGCGGAGGAUCGUGUUUGA